Paramecium tetraurelia is the source of this 1245-nucleotide messenger RNA. RefSeq lists its product as uncharacterized. NCBI's taxonomy places the organism in Eukaryota, Ciliophora, Oligohymenophorea, Peniculida, Parameciidae. The transcript is spliced from 3 exons. The record is from RefSeq and is a predicted model, not a curated record.
AUGAGUAAUCAUUCUAAGAGAUCAACUCUCAUGAAAUGCAAUACUAUGAAGGCACCCAAAUAAUUGAGGAAAGCCAAAUCUUUUUAUUCAUAGGCUGAAACCUUUCAACUUAGUAAUCAAGUUGAUGGAACUGAUGAAAAAUUGAAGAAAUUAGAGUAAUCAUUCCAUAACCAAUCCGAUUAUAAGAUUAUGCAAUCUUAAACAAGAUUUAAUAAGACUUUGUCAGUUCAUAAAAAAAACAAUAUUGUUGCUGAGACAAUUAUUCCAGAAUGGUUGAAAUCUCGAAAGGAUUUUCAAUAAAUUUGUUAUACAGAAACUAUAAAUGAUUUACUGUCUGUUCCCAAGAUAAUUUUGAAAUAGCAAAGAAACACAAUUGAAGAUUAAAAGAUAAAAGAUUGGAUUCAAAAUAAAGUUUAUGGAUUACCUGAUGAACUUUAUAAGGAUAUCACCUAAAUUAUGACUACCAGAGUUUUUGCAUUCGAAGAAAUCUUUGACGUCGAUCACAACAUCACUGUCUUGUAUGAAGGCAAAGUCUAGAGGGUCAAUAAAGAUCUAGGCUUCCCAAUUAAUGGUCCUCCCAUUAAAGUGGGCGAAUUCUUGAGUGAUGAAUAUCUCUACAUGGUUAAGACUGAUGUCAUUAUUGUAGAAAUACCCAAGAUUGAAUUGAUGCAACUCAUGGAUGGAUUCAAAAUUUCAAAAUUAGAAUAAUUUGUAUAACAAAUGAAGUAAUUUCCUGCUUUCAAAUCCAUCAAGAAAAAUAGCUUACACAAAAUCAUUACGAGGGGACAAUUGCAAUUGAUCAUCAAGAAUUAUUAAAGGUUUUAAAGGGCUUCCAAUUAGGAGUACUUAAACAUUCUCUUCUAUGGCAAAUUACAACUGAAUCUCAGAAAACUCAUCAGCAAAAUGAAUAAAUGGCCUAUUGCUUAGAAUUAGUGGGAAACCAAAACCUAUUAUUAAUAUUAGGAUAGGAUUUUAGAACUAGAAUCCCUUAAUUGUUUUGGACUCACAGAUGAUUAAUACACUAUAUCGACAAAGGAGAGUUGUGUUCUAUUGUAAAUUAGAAGAAAUAUUUUAGAAACAAUUCUGACAACAGAAUAGAUAAAUGAUUUGAAAUAAUCAAUUGAUAUAUUCAAAAAGGAAUCUAAAAGUCAAUGGAGAGAACGAAUGAGAAGAAAGUUUGAUUAGGAACUAAUACAAUAGAAACUACGCAUGGAAAAAGUAAUGAUUGCUUUGCUAAAUAAUUGA